Molecule: messenger RNA, 1089 nt
Organism: Didymosphaeria variabile
Lineage: Eukaryota; Fungi; Ascomycota; Dothideomycetes; Pleosporales; Didymosphaeriaceae
Exons: 2
Coding region: 1-1089 (362 amino acids)
Molecular function (GO): phenylpyruvate tautomerase activity
Source: RefSeq, a predicted model, not a curated record
AUGUCGCGGCCGUCGACCACAUCAAGCCAUUCGGUCAACGCCUUCCCACGGCCGGCAGGCGUUAAUCUGUUAGCGCCUGAGCCGGUUGUGGACCAGCAUCUCUCACCCUCGCGAUCCACCUUCUCGUUUGAGUCGUCGCCCAAGUCGAACCUCGAUGUACACCACGUUUCCAAUUUUGAAGAGAAGAGGCCUUCGAGUCGGGGCGCGCAGACUUCCAAUCGAGUACAACCAAACGGAUCACGCCGACGGGCGCAAUUCUAUGAAGAGCAAUUCGCAUACAAGGACGGAUCCACCACGCUUGCCCGCGACCGCGUGAUUAGAGAUGCGCCCAUUAUUGCUGAGCUGCGCACCAAUGUUAUCAUCAAAGAUGAGUACACACUGGUUACAGAUCUUUCUCACCAUCUUUCCACGCGGUAUCAGCGGCCCGAGUCGUCCAUCAUGAUCACCGUCAACCACUCUGCAUGCCUCCUACUAGCCGGAUCAUUCGAACCCACCUACCUCAUGACCAUCACUGCCCUUCCCGUGCAACUACAGCAGACCACCAACAAGCGCAAUGCUGCCCUCAUUCAGAACUUCAUGUCCGAAUCCCUCGGCGUGCCUUUAGAUCGAGGAAUUGUCAGAUUUGUGCCCAUCCAGGAUGACUGCAUUGCGACAAAUGGCAUGACCAUCUUGGGCGAAAUCGAGAACCUGGAGCGCCAGAUAGGCGAGGAGAAUGGUGGAUUGAAGCGGGGCCUCACAAAGAGCUCGAAGCGCUCUGCCGUAACCAAGGCAAAGAGUAGCUUUCAGCUCGCCCGCAACAUUUCCAAGGCUGACCAUGGCGCAAGAGCAGUUGUCACCCCUCCGCUUCCUAGCCCUAGCCCGCUCGACUCAGGAGUUGAAGUCGACCGAGAAGAGUCCGACGUAUUACGCCCGAUCGACAGCAAAUUCACCAACAAAUCCUCGAUGAACCGCAAAGCGUCCAAGUCACUCGGUGAGAAGUCGUCAAAUGUCGAUUUCAAGUUGGCUCCGGCCCCGCCGCCAGUACCAGCAAGUACUCCUGUACCGAAGAUGGGCAAGCGGAAAAGCAUGAUGAACAUCUUCAAGCGAUGA